Molecule: messenger RNA, 1743 nt
Organism: Candida dubliniensis CD36
Lineage: Eukaryota; Fungi; Ascomycota; Pichiomycetes; Serinales; Debaryomycetaceae
Gene: PTC5
Product: type 2C protein phosphatase
Exons: 1
Coding region: 1-1743 (580 amino acids)
Biological process (GO): protein dephosphorylation
Molecular function (GO): cation binding; protein serine/threonine phosphatase activity
Source: RefSeq, a predicted model, not a curated record
AUGUCAUUUGUGCUUGCAGCUAAACCAAGGUUUGUGUACCUUACGAACAAACAGUUGCAAACCAUUGGUAAGCGGUUACUUACACAAUCAGCCAAAUCGUCAUUCAAGUCGUCACAAUGUUUGUUAAGUGGACCCAACACAAUGAUUAAGACGGCAUCUCCCAAAAAGAGUCAACAGCAGUAUAGAAAGUCGGUUGCUUUGGUGUCUGGAGUUAUAAUAGUAGGGUCUUACAUUGUAUUCAAUCAAUCUAACUAUUUUAACUUGGAUACAUUACCACUGAAUUUACCACCUCCUCAACAAUCAAAGAAAUUGUUACAAGAUAACCAAAAGAAAUACUUCAGUACUUCAACAUCGUCAUUGCAUCAAAAAGACAGUAUAAGUCAUCAGCAACACAAGGAAGGGAUAUUUUUGUUGAAUGAAGAACAAGUAAGUACUAAAUUACGUCAAUUCGAAGAAAGUUAUACUGUAAAUAGAGGCAAAGGCGUGACUAGAUACGAUAUUUGUCAAUUACCUUCUAAUUCCCCCAUUGAGGAUGACAGAGCAGAGGAAAUAGUACAGGUGCCGAUAUUACAAGAUAACAAUAUCAAAACAUCAACUGACUGGAUGUUUUUUGGCGUGUUUGAUGGGCACGGUGGUUGGACCACUUCGUCUAAGUUAAGAGACCAACUAAUUGGUUAUGUUAUCAAUGAAUUGGGAACUAUUCAUAAACCUGUACAGGGAGAAGAAAACUUGCGCUAUGUUCCCAACAGCGCCACUAUUGACCAGGCCAUCAAGAACGGGUUUUUGAAAUUGGAUCAUGAGCUAGUCAAUAAGAAUAUUGAGAAACUAUUAACCGAUGGCAAUAAGGCCAAGGCAGCUGAAUUGUUGAUGCCAGCCUUGUCAGGUUCCUGUGCGUUAUUGAGUUUUUAUGACACCAAUUCGCAAAUGCUCAAAGUGGCCGUAACGGGUGACUCAAGAGCAAUUUUGGGCUCAUUUAAGGAUAAUCAUUGGACUGUACGUCAAUUGAGUAUUGACCAAACAGGUGCAAACCCAUCAGAAGUUGCUCGUAUUAUCAGCGAACAUCCGAAUGAGCCAAAAGUAAUAAGAAAUGGCCGUGUAUUGGGUAGUCUAGAGCCAACAAGAGCAUUUGGCGACUGCCGCUACAAGCUACCAGCUGUGAUUCAAGAGAGGAUAUAUAAACAGUUUUUUGGAAGACCAUUGCCAAAUCAAUUAAAGUCGCCGCCAUAUGUCACGGCAGAACCAAUUAUCACCACGACAAAGAUUAAUCCAAAUGAACACGAUUUUUUGGUUAUGGCGUCUGAUGGGUUAUACGAAAUGUUGACAAACGAAGAGAUUGUGGGAUUAGUGGUCAAAUGGAUGGAAAAAGCAGACAUGAUCAAGCCGCGCAAGUCGUGGUUUGGAUUUGGCAGUGCAGACAGCAAAUUGCCAGACGUUAAGGAUGUAACCAAUGAUAGAGCGCUGAAAAAGCCUUUGAAUAACAAAUUGGGAAAUAGCUUUCUAUUAGAAGAUAACAACGUAUCUACUCAUUUGAUUCGAAAUGCGUUAUCCAACGGUGGGUCCAAGGAACAGACGUCUAUGUUAAUUUCAAUUCCAAAUCCAGUUUCCAGAAGAUAUCGUGACGAUUUGACAGUUACAGUUGUGUUCUUUGGUAAAGAUGCCAAAGGAGAAGAUGAAAAUGGCACCUUAGAGGUCAAUUGGAAUGCCACUGCUGGUGGAUUAAAUGCGGCCAAACCAAAACUUUGA